This is a messenger RNA of Aedes aegypti (yellow fever mosquito), 345 nucleotides long. RefSeq lists its product as uncharacterized. Lineage: Eukaryota; Metazoa; Arthropoda; Insecta; Diptera; Culicidae. The record is from RefSeq and is a predicted model, not a curated record. Bases 1 to 345 code for a protein of 114 amino acids. The transcript is spliced from 3 exons.
AUGAGCAGCUGGGCAUAUUUCCGCAUUGUUGUUGCCUGCCUGGUUGCCACCGCCAUUGCUGCACCUGCUCCAGCUCCAGCCCCCGGAUAUGUAGUGGCAUCUCCGGUUCACUAUAUUCCUUCACACCAUCAUGUCGUGCAUGCCCCGGUCGUGAAAACCGUUGUCCACACCCCGAUCGUCAAGUACAAGACCAUCCCGGUGUACAAAACCGUUCCCGUGGUUCACUCGGUUCCGGUCGUAAAGACAGUCGUCGCCAGUCCCAUGCUGGUGCACAGCCACGGCCAUCACACUACCAUCAUUAAGUGCAUCCUAAAGUUAAUCCCGGUUCCCGAAUUAUGUGUUUGA